Messenger RNA from Topomyia yanbarensis, 946 nucleotides. RefSeq names its product galectin-4-like. Bases 225 to 719 code for a protein of 164 amino acids. The transcript is spliced from 2 exons. Gene Ontology annotation, molecular function: carbohydrate binding. The record is from RefSeq and is a predicted model, not a curated record. Lineage: Eukaryota; Metazoa; Arthropoda; Insecta; Diptera; Culicidae.
AAUAGCAUUGACGUACUAGUAUGUACCAUGCCCUCGAAAAGAUACCGAUAAAAAGUAGUCGGUUCAUUCAAUCGCGCGCGCGCUCUAACCAUAAUUAAAUAACAUUGAAAUGAAUAUACCUGCUCAACUUCGUGAGAGAAGAGCGAUCAGCGAUAAUCCGAAGCUUAGCCACUAUUCUCGCGAUUUUGCUAAGCCAGAAGUAAUUUCACAACCGGCUAGGCAACAUGACUGACCUAAAUGGGACUUUUUUGGAAAAGUGUUUCUUCUCGUUACAAUUACCAAAGGAACCCGCGGUGGGAGAUGAGAUCGUGCUGAAGGGAGUUUUGAAAGAGGAUGCAAGAAGAUUUUCGGUGAAUCUCUGUCUGGCUCGUACCGAAGGAAAUCAUCCACAGGCCGAACCGGAUCGCAUUGCUUAUCAUUUGGGAUGGAAGUUUUGCGAAGACGGUUGUGAAGUGAUGCAGUGCAGUAAAAAUUCCCUGUGGAGUGACAUGCAAGUCUGUUCCGAUGUAUGGUUCAAUGAGCGAAAAAUAAGUGUGAUCUUCCGGUUUCAUGCGGACACGGUGAAAGUGUUUAUCGAUCAUACGCAGCAACCACCGGAAUACGAGUACGAACAUCAGUUCCCGAUUGAGGAAAUCCAGUCUUUCGAACUGUGGGAUGACUUCGAGCGGGUGGAGGAGAUUACUCUUAGGUUUAGCAAGGGUUGUGCCAACGGUUAUUAAAGAAGUGAAUUGAAAUAAUUAGUGUUUUAGUUUUCUUGUAUUUUACGCCUUGGUAACUGCCUUCUUUCAAAAAAUGCUGUUUUGAUUCGUUAUUUUCGCAUUUAGUUAGAAUCAAUUCCUGAUAGGCUUUGAAAAUACGGGUGGACACUGAGUCAGUGAUGUGAUUUUCAGUGAAAAGUAAUUUUCAAACAUAGGUCUUAUGUCGUUCAUAUUAUAGUUUUUAUCAU